This is a messenger RNA of Calidris pugnax (ruff), 527 nucleotides long. Its product is annotated as zinc finger MYND domain-containing protein 10-like. Gene Ontology annotation, biological process: outer dynein arm assembly; motile cilium assembly; inner dynein arm assembly. The record is from RefSeq and is a predicted model, not a curated record. NCBI's taxonomy places the organism in Eukaryota, Metazoa, Chordata, Aves, Charadriiformes, Scolopacidae. Gene Ontology annotation, cellular component: centriolar satellite; cytoplasm. The coding region runs from base 108 to 527 and encodes 139 amino acids. The transcript is spliced from 6 exons.
UAGCGACAACGCCAACGCCGCCGCCAUGGCCGGGCCGGCCCCGCUGCUGCCCGCCGAGGCCGAGGCGCUGAUGGCUUCGGCAGCACGAGUACGUGGAGAAGCUCAAUAUGCAUGCCAUCCUGAGCGCUUCUGCAGGCCAGGAGCAGCUCCUCACUGAGCUGCUGGUCACCUACGCCAAGAUUCCUGUUCUCAUUGGGGAGCUGAUCUCUGUGGAGAUCUGGAAACACAAGAUCUUUCCUGUGCUGUGCCGGCUGGAGGACUUCAAGCCAAGAAGCACCUUCCCCAUCUAUGUGGUGCUGCAUCAUGAAGCCUCCAUCAUUAACCUCUUGGAGACCGUGUUUUUUUACAAGGAGAUCUGCGAGUCAGCAGAGGACAGCAUUCUGGAUUUAAUUGAUUAUUGCCACCGCAAACUGACCCUGCUCGCAGCUCGGAGCACCAAUGGACAGACAGUGACCCCGACAGAGCUUCGUCCUGAGGAUCUGGCCAGCCCCUCGUCCAUGCAGCCACGCUUCCACCCUCUCUCGUGA